GGGUCUGCAAAUUGAGAUCAGUAGCAGAAAUGGAUAUUGAAUCAUUGAAGAAAUUCUUGGAGAAAGAAGGAGGCAACUAUGAAACCUCAGUGGAUUCCAUGCCUGCAAGAUUUAUUGAACCCUUUGUCUCCCAUGGGAUAAAGGUUGACCUUGUUGAGCCGGGUCGGAUUCUCUGUUCUUUCAAAGUUCCUCUUCGUCUAGUGAAUGCCGGUAAUUUUCUACAUGGCGGAGCUACGGCGACUCUGGUGGAUAUUAUGGGUUCUGCUGUUGUUCAUACUGUAGGUGCGCCACUCACUGGUGUAUCACUUGAGAUCAACGUUUCAUAUUUGGAUGCUGCUUAUCUCGGAGAGGAAAUCGAACUUGAAGCCAAAGUAUUACGUGUUGGGAAGUCAAUCGCUGCUGUCACUGUUGAGUUGAGGAAGAAAAAGACGGGGAAGAUAGUUGCACAAGGUCGCCAUACCAAGUAUUUGGCUGUCAAUAGUAAGCUUUGAGCUACAUAUACUUUCUGAAAAAACUUCCCAUACAUAUAUGGGACGUGAAUCCAUAAGUAGUUUUGGCAUGUAUUGUGCAAUUGAACAUUCAAGUACAGAAUCAUUUUUUAUCACAAUGAAUGAUCGUUAUAAUGAGAUUUGACUGUAUUACGAAA
This is a messenger RNA of Solanum stenotomum, 646 nucleotides long. RefSeq lists its product as uncharacterized. The record is from RefSeq and is a predicted model, not a curated record. The transcript is spliced from 3 exons. Gene Ontology annotation, molecular function: fatty acyl-CoA hydrolase activity. Bases 30 to 491 code for a protein of 153 amino acids. NCBI's taxonomy places the organism in Eukaryota, Viridiplantae, Streptophyta, Magnoliopsida, Solanales, Solanaceae.